GAAUGGAAGGCGCCCCAGUGGUUCGGGAACGCCGUUCAUCUCGAUAAGGGAUGGCGCGAGAAGCAUGCCCGGAAGUUCGUCCCUGAGCCCAACUCCGCGCUCGACGCGCUCGACGAAUGGGUCGCAUACUUCGAAAAGACGGACCGUACGCGUCCGCAUGGCAUCACCCUCGCCAACGGCAAGGCCGACAAGGACCAGGUCGAAGGAUGGCUCAUCCUGAAGAUUGUCGGGCCGGCGCGCCUUCCGAACAAGAAAGUCGAACGCCGCGUUCGCAAUACGCCUAUGCAUCAGAUCUGCGCGUUCUUUUCGGAACGCGCAGCGGAAUAUUUCGGCAAAGUCGCCGCUCUUGGCGGAUCGAUCUCCGCGAUGUGGCAGCCCGCUCCACUCGAACACCCCGAGAAUUUCGAUUUCGACGCGUUCCUCAAACACGCGGUUCAUUGUGGCGUCUCCCGUAAGAUGGCCGAAGGCCCGAUUCACGCCUUCGCCGAACAGUGGAUGCAAGAUCAUCGCGAGAACCUCGAUCACGGAGUGGGUGGCACGGGCGCUUGA
Messenger RNA from Punctularia strigosozonata HHB-11173 SS5, 549 nucleotides. RefSeq lists its product as uncharacterized. The transcript has a single exon. The record is from RefSeq and is a predicted model, not a curated record. The annotation marks the transcript as partial. NCBI's taxonomy places the organism in Eukaryota, Fungi, Basidiomycota, Agaricomycetes, Corticiales, Punctulariaceae.